AUGGACGCAAAGACGGCAGCUUCACACGCGGCAACCGUCCAGAGCAUCGCCGCCGCCGUCAAGACCUUCCAUGCUCGCCGCCAGCCCUUCCGCAUCCACCACGGUUCCACAAACUCAACACGCCCCGCCCACGGCCAGCCCGUCGUCGACAUAUCCGCCCUCAACCAUGUCCUUCAUGUGGAUAAGGCCGCAAAGACCGUCUCGGUCGAGCCCAAUGUCGCCAUGGACGGCCUGCUGGAUGCCGUCCUGCCCCACAACCUCGUGCCCCCCGUCGUCAUGGAGUUCCCCGGCAUCACCGCCGGCGGCGCCUUUGCCGGUUCGGCAGGCGAGUCGUCGUCGUUCCGUCACGGCGCCUUUGAUGCCGCCGUCACCUGCGUCGAGAUGGUCCUCGCCAACGGGGACAUCGUCGAGGCCUCGCCCACCCAGAACGCCGACCUCUUCGCCGCCGCCGCCGGCGCCCUCGGCACCCUCGGCAUCGUGACGCGCCUCGACCUGCGCCUCCUCGACGCCGAGUCCUACGUCCGCGUCGAGUACAGCCUGCACACGACCGUCGAGGCCACCUGCGCCGCCGUCGAGGCAGCGACGCACGUGCUGUACUCGCACGCCUACUAUGACGAGGACGACUUCUGGGCCAUCUACGGCCGCGCGUGGUACGACGAGCUGCGCCUCAAGUACCACGCCACGACGCUGCCCACCGUCUACGACAAGGUGCGUGUCGACAUUGAAAAGGAGCGCGCGAAGAAGGGACUCGUGGACAGGUUGGCUCUGAAAUGGCCUUUCGCUGGCUUGAUUGGCGUCGCCUCGGCGUUGCGUUCAUGA
Messenger RNA from Verticillium alfalfae VaMs.102, 819 nucleotides. RefSeq lists its product as hypothetical. Bases 1 to 819 code for a protein of 272 amino acids. Gene Ontology annotation, biological process: steroid metabolic process. Gene Ontology annotation, cellular component: cytoplasm; membrane. Lineage: Eukaryota; Fungi; Ascomycota; Sordariomycetes; Glomerellales; Plectosphaerellaceae. The transcript is spliced from 2 exons. Gene Ontology annotation, molecular function: FAD binding; Delta24(24-1) sterol reductase activity. The record is from RefSeq and is a predicted model, not a curated record.